AUGGAGGACACAACAUGGGAGCAAAAGCUCCACGCCCUAACCCACAUCCUAACAACCCCCACAACCACACCAUCUCUCCACUCUCAGUUCUUCAUCGCCACCCAAAUCCCAUGCUACCUCAACUGGGACUACCCACCAAUCCUCUGCUCAAACCCAUCUCUUGUCCAAAAAUGGAAACUCUCGUUCUUCCUCAAAAGGGUCGCCACAAUGGGUAUUCCUGAAACUUCUUGGAGGUCCAAGUGUCCGUUCCAGCAACCUCUGCCGUUGAUUCUUGCUAAAGGAGUGGAGGAGGCACAGUGGGGAAAUGAAGAGACGAAGGGUUAUGCUAGGAAGAGGUUUUCUAGGAAACGAAUUGGUAGAGAUGUUAAUCCUGUUUUGAUCGUUUGGUUGCCUAGUGUUUUGUUGGUGGUGGUUUUGUCACGGUAUGUAUUCGAUUAG
Molecule: messenger RNA, 438 nt
Organism: Lathyrus sativus (Indian pea)
Lineage: Eukaryota; Viridiplantae; Streptophyta; Magnoliopsida; Fabales; Fabaceae
Source: the annotation of a GenBank genome assembly